Messenger RNA from Periophthalmus magnuspinnatus, 1626 nucleotides. It is a transcript of the gene ncoa7a, whose product is annotated as nuclear receptor coactivator 7. Gene Ontology annotation, cellular component: nucleus. The record is from RefSeq and is a predicted model, not a curated record. The transcript is spliced from 7 exons. Gene Ontology annotation, biological process: response to oxidative stress; regulation of transcription by RNA polymerase II. Lineage: Eukaryota; Metazoa; Chordata; Actinopteri; Gobiiformes; Gobiidae. Bases 147 to 974 code for a protein of 275 amino acids.
AGGGCUUAUCUCAGCAUUUGGUGUGGAAGUAUAAAGGGCUGCAAUGGCCGUUCUCCCCAGUGGACAUGCUGCUGACAGAGCCUCUGCACACAAGCUACUCAUUUCAGCUUUAUUAGCAACUUUCUAUUCGAACAUCUGCAUCAACCAUGGGAGUUGCCUACAGUGUCGGAGAGGUGGACCACCUUUAUACUUUCUUCUCACAGUGGUCUCCAGACUUCACAACGAAAUGCAAUAAGAUGAACAAGAAGCCUCGCUCUAAAACCUACCUAAUCCGAGAGAAGAAUCACAACCACUAUUUGUUUGUAGAGCAAGACAAAGCUGCUAUGAUUGACAAGUUACUGAGAGACUCUGGGAAUCCUGCUGCAAGAAACUGGAUCAUCACAGUAAAGGAGCCCAAGAGGCGUCUAAGUCUGAGCAGCUUUGAGGACUCGGAUUACCAGGAGGAUUUGGAGGAUUCACUUCCUGUUUUGAGUCAUCAAAGUCAACUGCUAGACAAUCUCCACCUGGAAAAGAUUGCAGCUCAUUUACCAGUCAGAACCCAAGGCUACCCAUGGCAGUUGGUCUACAGCAUCACGAUACAUGGGAGCAGCCUGAAAACUCUGUACAGGAACAUGGCAGGUCUGGACAGCCCCGUGCUCCUCGUAAUCAGAGACAUGCACAAAAAGGUGUUUGGUGCUUUCAGCUCAGACCCCUUCAAAAUCAGUCACAGUUGCUAUGGGACAGGAGAAACUUUUCUUUUCAGUUUCAACCCUGAUUUCCAGCUGUACAAGUGGACUGGCGAAAAUUCAUACUUUGUCAGUGGCAAUUUGGAGUCUUUGCAGAUUGGUGGAGGAGGUGGCUGCUUUGGUUUGUGGUUGGAUGCAGAUCUGUAUCAUGGCUCGAGCUUCUCUUGCCCUACUUUCGAUAACGCUCCACUUUCCACUCACGAAGACUUCAUUGUACAGGAACUGGAGGUGUGGACUGUUCAGAGAUGAUCCCACUCAUCUAUGCAGACAAAACACUGGUGAUCUGGUUGUACUGAGGGACUCUGUAGUCCUGUGUGGGUACUACUCGAGAAGUGCUCUGGCCUCAUUAUGGAGCGGGUCUGGCUAUGAGCAGACCCACGUGGAUAGUCCUGUGAAACGGGUCCUGUUUCUACUUCUCUUGGGACACAAUAGGCUUUUAGGCCCCCCUGUCACUAUGGAGUUAGAAGUGAAACUGUUGGAUAAGGCAUCUAAGCUUAUUAACAGUACAAGAUUUAUUACAAUAACAAGUUAUUUCUGAGUGUUUGCAUAAGAUGUUAAAGACUCAAUUUAUAAAAAUCAAGGCCUAUGUCAAUCUGAUGUAAACGCGAUAACAUUUUGCACUACAUUGUUCCAAUACAGUAUUUUUUAAACUACUUUUGGAUAAAAAAGGAUACUGUAAACUGUCACUGUUUGUGUGAAUGUAUUUCUUUUUGUUGUUUUGUAAACUGAGUUAAACUCCACUAUUUAUAGUAAUCAAAGAUGGACCGAAAAUUGAAGCAACCUUCAAAAAAAAACUAUUUAUUCUUUUGUGUAUUUUAUCUAUGUAUAUAUUAUGGGGAAAGGCUGUGCUGGCAUUGCCACUUUUUGUGAAUCAAACAAUAAAAUAUCUGGUUUAUUAUUA